Messenger RNA from Eutrema salsugineum, 871 nucleotides. RefSeq lists its product as uncharacterized. Gene Ontology annotation, biological process: photosynthesis. Lineage: Eukaryota; Viridiplantae; Streptophyta; Magnoliopsida; Brassicales; Brassicaceae. The record is from RefSeq and is a predicted model, not a curated record. The transcript has 2 exons. The coding region runs from base 374 to 730 and encodes 118 amino acids. Gene Ontology annotation, cellular component: photosystem II; membrane.
ACUUAUUCGCAAGGGCCGUCUAGAUAUAGUGAUUAUAUAUCUAUCUAACAACCAAAAUAGUGAAAUGACUAAUGGGCUUGCGCCCAAAGAUCUCUCCAGUAACAGAAAUGUGUGACUGACCCUAAUAACCACGCCAUUUGCUGGAUUUUGAAGUACUCACUCCCUCUCGCCAUUUUCCCCGGUAUCUCGAUUUUCUGGUGUUCGUAUUCCGAGUUUGGAGCAAGUAAAUCUACAUUUUCUUUUGGCGGUUUGCUGCUCCAUUUCUGUUUCUUAUAAGCUUUUUCUCAUUUCCCUUCUCAAACUCCAUUCUCCCAAGCAAUAUCACACAUUUCCAAAGAGAGAAGAGAGAGAGAGAGACCAAAUACUUGGAAAAAUGGCUUCUACCUCCACAAUGUCAUUGGUCACACCGCUUAACCAGACCCGCUCAUCGACUUUCUUCAACCCAUUACCUCUGAAACCAUCCAAGGCCAUGGCUGCACCUAAAGGCAGAACACAGAGGCUCCAAGUUAGAGCUUCAAAGCUCAAGUUCGACAAGGCUUUAACUGGACUCUCAGCGGCUGCCCUCACUGCCUCGAUGGUGAUCCCGGAGGUUGCUGAAGCCGCCGGUCCCGGAAUCUCUCCUUCUCUCAAGAAUUUCUUGCUCAGUAUUGCUUCCGGUGGCGUCGUUCUCACUGUCAUCAUUGGUGCCGUCGUCGGUGUCUCCAACUUUGACCCUGUCAAGAGAACCUAAGUAGCUAAUAUAUGUUUUAUCUUUCUUACACCAUUGUUGUAAUGUGUGUCCUGUGUAUUUGUUUAAUGCAUGUUCCAGUAAUGAAACUUUGGUGUGUACUCUCUGCUCACAAGUAAAAAAAAAAACUCCUUGUUUCCUGAA